AUGAUGUUUCAAAAUUUAGUCGCAAGUUCGGGGGCAGUUCUCAACGUUGGAACUCACAUCAGACAAUCACCUCUGGGAGGAUGGGGAAUGUUUUACGAUGCCUCAAAAACAGAGCCCGAAUGGUAUCUCCGUGUGCCGAAGGCUUCAACCAUCACGGCCGACACAAUUCUUCCCGAAUUGCUUCGCGUUAUUCGUUCAAACCCACAGCUCGAGCCAUUGAUACAGCGUUGUGUUAGUGCCUUCGGCCAAAGGUCUGAGGGCCAGACUCUGAUUGCUCUCACAGCCGUGUUGAUAAUUCUUUACCGCAAGAACGAGUUGGAUUUCCAACAAGAGUACAUAAGGGUACUACUAGAAGACGUGAAUUACGUUGGACUCAUUUCCUGUGAGACAGAUGAACUAAUGGCGUGUUAUGAGUCUGUGUUGGCGAAAGAUGUGGUGUUCGGAGCCGCUUGCGAAUCGCUGUUCAGCCCAGAAGUACACGAACUAAGCGAAUUUCUUAUUUCGGAAGGAUUUGAGACAACAUUACACGAUCUCCAGUUGGCAGUGGCCAUUGUGAGGUCGCGUAGUCUUGAGAUACCGGUAGAGGUAGACGAAAACUCAGACGAUUACUUGGUCGACGUUUCGCUGGUGCCCAUCCUUGACUUUGUUAACCAUGCAAACAACCCCAACUGUGUGUUCGAUGUUGACCGGAUCUCGGGUGAUGUGCUCCUUAAACCCAAACCCGGCAGUUUGACCGGCCACACCGGUCUCGUCGAACUCUCGAUCCAGUACGACACGCCGCCGUACAAUCUAAACCGGUUCGGCCUGAACUAUGGUUUUUUUCCACUUGCCAUGGAAACCCCACAGGGCGUGCGGUGUGAAAUUUUUGUAGAAAACAAGGUCAUCGAUGCCGAUGUUGACGUGCACGGGUGCGUCAGGAACGCGGCGCUGGAAGCCGUCGAAGAUCCCGAGGUGAAAGCAAACACUUACAAAGAGCAGCUGAAAAUUACUUCAAAAGGAACAUUUCUGUCUGAAUACCUGGAGAUGUUGAUCAGUAUUCUCACGAAAAAAAACACCAAAAAAUAG
Messenger RNA from Kuraishia capsulata CBS 1993, 1065 nucleotides. RefSeq lists its product as uncharacterized. NCBI's taxonomy places the organism in Eukaryota, Fungi, Ascomycota, Pichiomycetes, Pichiales, Pichiaceae. Bases 1 to 1065 code for a protein of 354 amino acids. The transcript has a single exon. The record is from RefSeq and is a predicted model, not a curated record.